Sapajus apella (tufted capuchin) is the source of this 1788-nucleotide messenger RNA. It is a transcript of the gene SLC66A1, whose product is annotated as solute carrier family 66 member 1. Bases 731 to 1414 code for a protein of 227 amino acids. The record is from RefSeq and is a predicted model, not a curated record. Lineage: Eukaryota; Metazoa; Chordata; Mammalia; Primates; Cebidae. The transcript is spliced from 8 exons.
CUUUGGCCUCCCAAAGUUCUGGGAUUGCAGGUGUGAGCCGCCAUGUCUGGCCACAUUUAGUUUCUUUAUGUUUGUCUGUUUUCCUUCAUGCAUGCAGGUGGUUAAAAUGAAAUGGGAACGGUAAAUUGGCAGUAUGUAUCGUGGUUAACAGCAAGGGUGGAGGCUCAGGUAGGGGUUGAAUCUGAGCUGUAUGGGACCACUUCCUCCAUACCCAGUGAGGAGGUCAUCGUGGUGGACUGCAUAGCACGGGUGCCUUGAGGACAGAAUGAGUCAGCACACAUGCAGAGGGUUCAGAAUUGCCCUGGGCCUCAUCUCCACCGCCAGCUUUUGCCUCGUACUCGCAUCUGGCCAGAAGUCCUAAGAGGGUCCCAGCACCAGGGACCUUUGGGAAAACAGCCAGGGGACCAAAAGCCCAUGACUGAUAGUGGAGCUCCAGGCACCUCAGCCCCGCCCUUUUCUGUUGCCCUCUAAAGAGAACUGGGCUGGGGUUCUGCCUGUCUUGGCUGCAGCUGCUCCUGGAGACCUGGCAUGCCAAGGCCUUUGGCCUGCAUGUCCCUUUCCAGCACCUUCCCACAUCCAUGGAAGAAGGGAUCCAGGGUUCUCUGCAGCAGUCCUCAGGACCCAACACAAAACUUCAGGACGCUACAUAAGCCCCAGAUCCCCACUGGAGACCCCAGGGUGUGGUGGAGGAGAAUCUGACCAGUUCAUCAAAGCCUACAAGACAGGCAACAUGGACCAGGCGCUGUCCCUGUGGUUCCUCCUGGGCUGGAUCGGCGGAGACUCUUGCAACCUCAUCGGCUCCUUCCUUGCUGACCAGCUGCCCCUGCAGACCUACACGGCGGUAUAUUACGUCUUGGCAGACCUGGUGAUGCUGACGCUGUACUUUUACUACAAGUUCAGGAAACGCCCCUCUCUGUUGUCUGCCCCCAUCAACUCUGUGCUGUUGUUCCUCACGGGGACGGUGUGCGCCACACCGCUACUGAGCGCCACUGGGCCCAUGGCUGCCCCGAGGGAAACCUUCCGGGGGCGGGUGCUCCUGUCCCUGGAGCCAGGCAGCAAGCCCUUUACUCGGCAGGAAAUCAUUGGCUUCGUCAUCGGCUCGGUCUCCAGUGUGUUGUACCUGCUGUCCCGGCUGCCUCAGAUCCGCACCAACUUCCUCCGGAAGUCCACCCAGGGGAUCUCCUACUCACUGUUUGCGCUGGUGAUGCUGGGGAACACGCUGUACGGGCUGAGUGUGCUGCUCAAAAACCCGGAGGAGGGCCAGAGCAAGGGCAGCUACCUGCUGCACCACCUGCCCUGGCUUGUGGGCAGCCUGGGUGUACUGCUGCUCGACACCAUCAUCUCCAUCCAGUUCCUGGUGUACAGGCGCAGCACCCCUGCCUCAGAGCUCGAGCCCCUCCUCCUCCCCAGCUGACCAGAGCCAAGCUGAGCACAGGAGAACAGGGACCAUCGGAAGCCACACCAGGCAGGGAGAGGUGUGGACAGUGACGGUGCUGCAGCCCUGCGUCAGCCUCUGGAUCCUCCAAGGAUGGAACCACCCCCCUCAGAACACACCUUCAGGUAGACCCUGAAGCCUCGAGGCAGGGGCUGCAGCAGAGACCCAGGGCCUCUCGGGAGACCAGGCAGCUGCCCCUCCCGCCACCUACCUCAUUCUGCCUGCUCACCCAGGGGCCACAGCUGCCACCUGCUGGACUCAGGACUGUCCUGUCAACUCCAGACAACCGAGUAAACAGGCCGGACGCCUAGGUGGGUGGAUCACAAGGUCAGGAGUUCAAGAGCAGCCUGGCC